AUGGAGUACUCGUCGGUUCGAGCAGUGGCAGAGCAAUCCGCUCGCCCAUCCUCCUCUCGCUCACCCGAGUCAAACUACUGGCGCAAGUUCCGCACCCCCGUCUUUGUCAAGGAACUGGCACCUAUCACUUCGAUUCACUUUGUACCACCGGUCUCUGUCUACUCGACCACCGCGCUCGAUGAGGAUGUUUCCUCCACUGGCGCUGCCUCUACCAUUGGCUCGACUUCCACUCAACCCACUUCGGUCUCUGCACGUCAAAAGUUUGCCGUCACAACAGGAGCACGUGUGCAGAUCUACUCGAUGCGCAACAGCCGAGUAUCCAAGACCAUUUCUCGGUUCAAGGAUGUGGCACGAUCGGCCAGUUUCAGGUCGGACGGUAGAUUGAUGGUGGCAGGAGACGACAGUGGCCUGAUCCAGGUAUUCGACACAACAUCAAGAGCGAUUCUGAGGACGAUGAGGGGCCACAGUGGCCCAGUUCAUGUCACGAGAUUCUCGCCAAACGGAAUCGAGAUCAUGUCCGCUGCCGAUGACAGGACGGUUCGGUUGUGGGAUGUCCCAGAGCAGAAGGCAGUUCAUGUGUUUGAGGGACACAACGACUAUGUCCGUUCGGCUGUUUUCAGUCCGGAUAAUCCGGCACUGAUGCUCUCGGGCAGUUAUGACAGUACAGUCAAAUUGUGGGACUCGAGAAUGGCAGAGCAGGGUGGAUGUGCCAUGACGAUGAACCACGGUGCCUCGGUGGAGGAUGUGUUGGUGUAUCCAACAGGAGGUGGUGGUGUAGCGCUCUCGGCAGGUGGGGCGGUGAUGAAGGUAUGGGAUCUCAUGAUGGGUGGCAGGUGCAUGGCGAGCAUCUCGAACCAUCAAAAGACAAUCACCUCGCUUGCGCUUUCGGUCAACUCUGGUGCUGAGUUUUCCGUCGACAACUCGGAGUCGAUCGGUGGCAUGCGUAUCUUGACGGCUGGUCUCGAUCACUUGGUCAAGGUGUACGACCCAGCACAAGACUUUAAAGUGACGCACACGAUGCGUUACGCUUCGCCGAUCUUGUCAAUGGCUGUUUCGCCGGAUGAAUCACACAUUGCGGUCGGUAUGGCGGAUGGCACGCUCUGCGUUCGCAAACGAGAUCUCAAAGCCAGCGAGCUGGAACGACGUGAAGCGGAACGAGCAGCCAUGAAUGCCGGAGCGUAUGAGUUCUUCAUGCAAGGUAAAGCGGCUGCCUCGAAUCAACCAGGUAAAAUCAAUACACGACGAGCGACAGACGACAUCCGCGUAGACAGCGUGCGCAAACGCAAGUUGCAAGACUACGAUCGAUUCCUCAAAGCGUUCCGCUAUAGCGAUGCGCUCGAUGCGGCGCUGCGCAAAGGUGUCGCCCCCAGCGUGACGUUUGGUCUGAUCCUUGAGCUCAUUCACCGAAGUCCGCGUGGAAGCUUGGAUGGCCUGCGAAGGGCUAUUUCGAAUCGAGACGACGUCACCCUCGAACCUGUCCUCCGUUUCCUGCUUCGGCAUGCGGCGAACCCGAGUUACGUCGAUCUGGUCUGCGACACGCUCAACGUGAUCGUCGACACGUACGCCAGCGUCAUCGGCCAAAGUCCGUUGAUCGAUGAUCUCUUCGGUAGGAUCUGGGCCAAGGUCAGCGACGAAUUGAGGCUGCAGCGAGAUCUCAUGCAGGUCAGGGGAAGCUUGGAGAUGAUUCUGGCAGCUACCGCGCUAGGUGCAGCUUCGGCGGUUGCGUAA
Molecule: messenger RNA, 1728 nt
Organism: Mycosarcoma maydis (corn smut)
Lineage: Eukaryota; Fungi; Basidiomycota; Ustilaginomycetes; Ustilaginales
Product: snoRNA-binding rRNA-processing protein UTP15
Exons: 1
Coding region: 1-1728 (575 amino acids)
Biological process (GO): positive regulation of transcription by RNA polymerase I; rRNA processing
Cellular component (GO): nucleolus
Molecular function (GO): protein binding
Source: RefSeq, a predicted model, not a curated record